GGGUCGGAUGAGUCUGCAAUAUUAGUUGAAAGCAAGACUAUGGCUGCAACGCAAAGUUUUUCAUCUGAAGGAAAUCUACAGCGGGAAGUUUGUUCCUUAAUAGCUCAGAAAUCAUCAGAAGCUAUCAAAGACCACGGAUUCUUCGCAGUCGGCUUUUCGGGUGGUAGUCUUCCGAAAAUUGUUUGCCCCGGACUGCUCUCUCUGCAGAUUGACUUUUCAAAAUGGCGGAUAUUCUUCUGUGACGAGCGGUAUGUAGCACUAACAGACGCUGACAGCAAUUAUGUAGGAGUAAAGCAGCACUUGCUAGAUAAGCUCUCUGUUGCUCCUGAACAAAUACUAACUAUUAAUCAUGAUAUUCCACUGGAUGAAGCCGCCAAGGAGUACGAAUCUCAUCUCAAGGGGUGGUACCCUGGGGAUGAUGUCCCCUCCCUAGAUAUGCUCCUGCUCGGAAUGGGUCCUGAUGGGCACACGUGUUCUUUAUUUCCUGGCCAUCCACUGCUUCUAGAAAAUUCUCGUCUUGUGGCACCAAUUUCUGAUUCGCCUAAAACGCCGCCAUGCAGGAUCACACUGACAUAUCCCAUCAUCAAUGCCAGCAAAUGUGCAGCAUUUGUUAGUACUGGUUCCAGUAAGGCAAGUGUUUUACAACAGGUGUUGGAAGGUAAUGCAGAGGAACCACUCCCAGCAGCAAGGGUUAGGCCCUCUAAUGGAGAACUUCACUGGUUUCUUGAUGACGCUGCAGCUAGUUUGUUAACCAAGAAAUGAAUGACUGACUUUCUUUCCACCUUGCAUCUUUCCAUUGUAAAUACAGUUGAACCUCUUGCAAGCGACUACCCAAAAUGCUGAGAUCUAGUGGUUGCCUUUAGGAAGUGGUUGCCCAGGAGACUUGAUCCACGGGGGGUCUGAGAUAAUUAAGUUUUAAAGACAUCUACAUUUUGGACGAGAAUUCAUUGAAUGUGAUAAUUAUGUGAUUAAUAUGUGUGUAUAGUUUCAUGUUGUCACUAAACGUUCUUUGCAUACUAUGAGUAGUGUAGUACAUAGAGAUCAAACCAUGCGUCAAGUGGUUACUUACAAGAGGGUAAAAGCAAUGGAAAAUUUUAAAACCGUUAUCCAAAAAAGUGUUCGCAGUCCCCCUUGAUAGGGGGUUGUUUACAAGAGGUUUCAACUGUAGUGAUUUGACUGGGAAAAUUGUUGAUUUGUUAGAUAGGUGGUUAUAGGAGGUGGCUGCUUAGGAGAGGUGGUCACACAUUGAGGUUCGAUUGUAGGAGAAUCUAGAUCUUGAUCCUGAGUAACUUAAGGCUUUCUCUAGCAUCCCUGCCCUAUUUCAAUUAACAGAAAAUGUGGUGUCCUGUCUGCUUCUCAGCCUUCUCUGCAGGUCUUUCAAUCAAGGUUGAGAACUGCUUUCCUAAAGGGCUCAAAGAAGGGGCUUACCUGCAGGGGAUAUUAGCUGGCAAUGUGUGUGCAGCAUAGAUACUUAAAAUAAAUAAUCUUAGGAGCAUAAUAAUGAUAAUUAUUCAAGUCCACAAGUGAUAUAUAGUAGGGAGCUCAAGCAACCAUUACAACAAUGCUAGUUGCAAAAGCGAUCAAUAGUAAUGUCCCAGUAGUAAUUCGAACAAGAGCAAGAAAAUAAUAUUCAUAUACAUACAUAUAACUUAAACUGGAGUUGAAAUACAGUAUAUGUAUAAUGUAAUGUAAUGUAAUGUAAUGUAUAAUGCUCACUGGAAAAUAAGCCAUUACACCCUUAAAGGAGACCAACCGUGGAGUAACCGUACUGGAUUUCGUUAACACCCUAUGUGAGACAAAGAAUCCGUAAUUUACAACCCUAAGUGAGAUGAACCAACAAUGACGGUUAUGGCUACCUUUUUGAAUUCAUGCUGUUUAUUCCAUCUUGUUUAAUUCGUCAAAUGUUGCUAGUUUUAUCUGGAGUUGAAUUCUAAAGACUGUAUGGAAGUUCAAGAAGAGAAAAACAAAGUUAUUGUCUUUUGUUCAUGUUCUUCACAAAACGUGAAUUUAGGCAUUUUCACAACGUAAUUGUGCAGUCACAGCAUAGAAAUUUAUAAAAAGGUGUGAUGCACGUUCAAAGUUGUAGUUUUGCCAAUCUGAACCUAUUGCUUUUUUGCCGUUCUCAUUGACAUCACCGUUGUCGUUGCUUAAGCUCCCUAGUAAAGGGGGGACUGAUGCCAUAUUAAAAUGUGAGUUUGUGGGCUUGAUGGCCUUUUUAUUGCAGUUGUAUAUAAUCUAUACAUAUUGUGGUUAAGCUCUUGGGUGUUACAUGAAUAAAUGAUCAUGAGAAAGGUUGCACACUAAGUUUCUAUACAUGGACCUAUUGAAUGCACUGAUAUUUUAAUUCAUUUUUUAAUGCAUUGUUAUUUGCUAAAGUAAAAAACUUGUUACAAUGGGUGAUGCUGCUGCCGAUGCUGAGUCAGAAAUUGGAAAUGUUUUGGAAAUGUUUUGCCCUGACAUCUUUUUUAGCUUUAAAGACUGUAAAGUGAAACCUUGAUUUAAUAAACCCCUACAUCCU
Porites lobata is the source of this 2518-nucleotide messenger RNA. The record is from the annotation of a GenBank genome assembly. Lineage: Eukaryota; Metazoa; Cnidaria; Anthozoa; Scleractinia; Poritidae.